AUGGGUGCUUUAGCAAAAAAGAAAAUCACGUAUUCAAUUGCAACAAAAUUGGAUUUUUUUUCUCAUCACAAUUCGAUCAGUCUAUGGACAGUGUUUCCUUUUUUUAUAAUUUAUGCAAUCUAUCCGGCCAACCUAUUUGGACUACAAAUUUUGGGUGUUAAGAAAAUAAUUACUGCCGAAAGCGAGCGCAUACGCAUUCUCAUCUCGGAUGGUCAAUACUUUAAUAGCUACGCAAUGCCUUCUAUUCAUUUGAAUUUCCUAUGCGAAGAAGAACAGCUGAAGGAAAACACGAUUAUUAGAGUAGGUAAAUAUAUAACGUCGAUAGUAAGCAAAAACGAUGCUGGAAAACGUGUCGUCAUUGUUAUGGGCUUGACCGUUUUGCAUCCAGACGCGCCUGCUUCAUCUGCUCAGACAGCGGCUCCUAGUCUAACUUCGUUACUGUCCACUAGCAAUAAAAAAUCUAAACCGGCCAAGGAAAAUAGAAGCUUUUCCAACGGCAACAGUAAGAAUACCAAUCUCGAUCAAUCGAUGAAUGAUGGUUUAACUAGUCCAAUAGCUAGUUUGAGUCCAUAUCACAAUAAGUGGGUAAUAAAAGCCCGCGUUACUGCAAAGUCCGUAAUACGCAGUUGGAGUAACGCUAGAGGUGAAGGGAAACUAUUUAGCAUGGACUUAAUGGAUGAAUCGGGAGAAAUAAGGGCUACAGCCUUUCGUGAGCAAUGCGACAAAUUCUACGAUAUCAUACAGGUGGACCAAGUCUACUUGAAGCCGGCAAACAAACAAUUCGCUACACUUAAAAAGAGCGUGUCGCACCACGCUCAGCCUUUCAGUUGUGCAGUAGCAGCCACGUGA
This is a messenger RNA of Glossina fuscipes, 849 nucleotides long. RefSeq names its product replication protein A 70 kDa DNA-binding subunit-like. Gene Ontology annotation, molecular function: DNA binding. The record is from RefSeq and is a predicted model, not a curated record. Bases 1 to 849 code for a protein of 282 amino acids. NCBI's taxonomy places the organism in Eukaryota, Metazoa, Arthropoda, Insecta, Diptera, Glossinidae. The transcript is spliced from 4 exons. Gene Ontology annotation, cellular component: nucleus. Gene Ontology annotation, biological process: DNA replication.